AUGAAAACCGUCAAAAAUAUUGGUUUACCAAGAGGACAAAAGCGCAAGACAACAAAAGAAAUUGAUAAUGCAAUUAUCAAUAGAAUUCAUCUUGAUCGAAAAAAAACAUCCAGAUCGAUCCAAAAAGAAAUUGAAGAAGAAUUUGGUGUAUCAGUGUCAAGCAGAUUGGUGCGUCGUCGUCUCAAUGAACAAGGUUAUCGUACUACGGUCGCUAAAAGGAAGCCAUUGGUGACAAAUUUUCAUCGUUUAAAACGUCUUGGUUAUUCUUAUUCAUAUUUAGCAAAAUCAAUCAAAUUCUGGGAUCGUGUACUAUGGUGUGAUGAAGCGAAAUUCGAUUUAUUUGAUUCGAGUGGAAGACAAUUCGUGUGGAGUCGAAGAGGAGAAGAUUUACCAUCAAACUGUAUUGCACCAACUGUACAACAAGGUGGUGGGAAUAUUGUAGUAUGGGGAUGUAUGGAUAAGAAAGGUGUUGGUAAAUUAGUGUUUUUAAAGGAGAAUAUGACUGGAUCAAUUUAUAAAAACAUACUUGAGAAAAAUUUAUAUGCAGCAGCUAAAAAAUUGGGAUUAUCAAAACACUUUGUACUAAUGGAUAACAAUGAUCCUAAACAUCGUUCAAAAAUCGUUGUUGAUUGGCUCCGUUCGAUGAAUAUUGAAAAAUUACCGUGGCCUCCUCAUAGUUCGGAUCUUAGUCCGUUAGAACAUAUUUGGCUCUUCAUCAAACGUGAAUUAUAA
This is a messenger RNA of Rotaria sp. Silwood2, 732 nucleotides long. Lineage: Eukaryota; Metazoa; Rotifera; Eurotatoria; Philodinida; Philodinidae. The record is from the annotation of a GenBank genome assembly.